Messenger RNA from Juglans microcarpa x Juglans regia, 1447 nucleotides. Its product is annotated as phosphoglucan phosphatase DSP4, amyloplastic-like. Gene Ontology annotation, cellular component: chloroplast. The transcript is spliced from 14 exons. Gene Ontology annotation, molecular function: starch binding; carbohydrate phosphatase activity; protein tyrosine/serine/threonine phosphatase activity. NCBI's taxonomy places the organism in Eukaryota, Viridiplantae, Streptophyta, Magnoliopsida, Fagales, Juglandaceae. Bases 77 to 1204 code for a protein of 375 amino acids. Gene Ontology annotation, biological process: starch catabolic process; protein dephosphorylation. The record is from RefSeq and is a predicted model, not a curated record.
UAAAAAUCUCACUUAAAAAAACAGUUCAGCACAGUGUCCUCUCUCUAGAUUUUUUCUCAUUCCUCUCCGAUCAGAUAUGAACUGUCUUCAGAAUCUUCCAAGAUCCUCUGCCUUGCCCUUGCAAAGCUUCAAAGGCCAUUGGAGAAAGACUCCCUGCUCUGUCAAUACACUGGGAGUGAUGAGUAGUGCUGGUCUACAACGAAGUAUGACGGUCAAGGCAAUAUCGGGUCCCACGUCCAGUGCUGAGACAAGUGGUGCCAAUGUAAAGGAGGAAAAGUCAGACACAUAUAGUAACAAUAUGACAGAAGCUAUGGGUGCUGUCUUGACCUACAGGCAUGAAGUAGGAAUGAACUACAACUUCAUUCGUCCAGACUUGAUUGUGGGAUCAUGCCUACAGACUCCCAAAGAUGUAGACAAACUUCGUGGUAUUGGAGUGAAAACUAUUUUUUGCUUGCAGCAAGAUCCAGACUUGGAAUAUUUUGGGGUUGACAUUACUGCCAUACAAGAGUAUGCUAAAACAUAUGAUGACAUUGAACACCUGCGUGCUGAGAUAAGGGACUUUGAUUCAUUUGAUUUACGGAAACGGCUUCCGGCUGUUGUUAGCAAAUUAUACAAGGCGAUAAACCGAAAUGGAGGUGUGACAUAUAUACAUUGCACUGCUGGACUUGGAAGAGCUCCUGCAGUUGCGUUGGCAUACAUGUUCUGGGUUCAGGGCUAUAGACUUGGUGAAGCUCACAAAUUGCUGCAGAGCAAGCGGUCAUGCUUCCCAAAACUGGAUGCUGUAAAAAAUGCGGCUGCUGAUAUUCUUACAGGCCUCAGGAAGAAGGCUGUCACUCUAACAUGGAAAGAUCUUAAUUGCUCAACGGUUGAAAUAUCUGGACUUGAUAUUGGAUGGGGUCAGAGAUCGCCUUUACAAUUUGAUGAGGAACAGGGUUUGUGGAUUCUCAGGAGGGAAUUGCCAGAAGGACGCUACGAGUACAAGUACGUUGUUGAUGGUGAAUGGACAUGCAGUAAGAAUGAGCUUUUAACCUCCGUCAACAAAGAUGGACAUAUUAACAAUUACAUGGAAGUGUUUGAUGAUAAUCCAGAGAGUCUUAGUGGGGAGCUGAGGAAGAGGUUGACCGGUGAUGAUCCUGAUCUCACAAAGUAUGAACGACUGAAAAUAAGACAGUUGCUUGAAGCUUUUUCUGAUGAUUUGCAGUAAAUGGUGAAGGUAUUUCAAGCUGUAUAAUGUCACCAAUAAUAGCAUGAAGUCCUCCUGCCCCCACCAUAAAAUUAGAAGUGGGAAGAAAAUAAAAGUAUUUCCAUGGAACAAAAUAAAGCGAGAAGCCUUUGUAGAAAGUAUUUCCGUGGAACAAACUUUGCUGUUCUGGGUUGGAAGCUCUUUCUGACGUUGGAGAUGUAACUGUAACUCAAAAUUAUCGUGAACCAGUCCUUUUCUACAGAA